AUGGGAGGCAAAAAAACAAAGAUUGAGAUUAAGAAGAUCAUAAACAAACCCGCAAAAACGGUUGCUUUCACAAAACGCAGGGAAGGUCUCUUCCGCAAAGCUUCACAGCUUUGUCUCCUCUCUCCAGCCACUCAAAUCGCAAUCUUAGCGGCUCCUAUGACUUCCAAAUCUCACGCUUCUUUCUACUCUUUCGGUCAUUCCUCUGUCGAUAACGUUGUCUCCUCUCUGCUUUAUGACCAUCCUCCUCUUACGGCAAACCAAGACAACAGGUCAGGGUUAGGGUUUUGGUGGGAAGACAAACGUUUUGACGUAUCGGAGAACGUUGAGGAGUUAAAAGAGGCGGUCGAUGCUGUUUCGAGGAUGUUGAACAAUGUGAGAUGCCGAUUAAAUGAUGCCGUGAAGAGUACUCAAAGAGAUGGAGGUUUAGAGAUUCUUCAUCAUCAGGAGGAGGAAGUUCUUCAGACUCGCAACGACGAGACAAAGACGAAUCAAACUCACGAAUUUGAAGGCGGCGAAACUUCUGGUUCUGCAAGUUGGUUAGAGAACGAGGAUGAUAUUCUUCACUUUGAUGAUGAUUUUUAUACUGGUAUUGAUCCUUUGUUUUGA
Molecule: messenger RNA, 606 nt
Organism: Arabidopsis thaliana (thale cress)
Lineage: Eukaryota; Viridiplantae; Streptophyta; Magnoliopsida; Brassicales; Brassicaceae
Gene: AGL56
Product: AGAMOUS-like-56
Exons: 1
Coding region: 1-606 (201 amino acids)
Biological process (GO): positive regulation of transcription by RNA polymerase II; regulation of DNA-templated transcription; DNA-templated transcription
Cellular component (GO): nucleus
Molecular function (GO): DNA binding; DNA-binding transcription factor activity, RNA polymerase II-specific; protein dimerization activity
Source: RefSeq, marked reviewed